This is a messenger RNA of Punica granatum (pomegranate), 1671 nucleotides long. Lineage: Eukaryota; Viridiplantae; Streptophyta; Magnoliopsida; Myrtales; Lythraceae. The record is from RefSeq and is a predicted model, not a curated record.
GAUUGAUUACUAGCCAAAGUUCUCUCUCUAUACGGACACACUGCUCAGCUUCCUUCCUUCUUUCCCUCGCUUCUGUCUGAUUGCUCUUCCUCUUCCUUCCUUCGAGAAGUUGCAUCUCUCUCUCUCUCUCUCUCUCUCUCUCUCUCUCUCUCUAUAGAGAGGGUUUGACUUGGGUAUCAGUGGAGCAGCGGCUGCUGGCAGCUGCUUCUGAGGAGGGAGGAGGAGGAGGAGGAGGAGGAGGAGGAGGAGGAGGAGGAGAAUGGGGAGGGUGGGGGCGUCAAGGUUGAAUUUGAACCCGGCGGAGGUCGGAGUUCUGGUCUCCGACUGGUGGGACGAGGUCAAUGAGUCGAUUCAGUGGCAGGACGGCAUCUUCUAUUCCCUCUGCGGCGCCUACGCCCUCGUCGCCUCCGUCGCUUUGAUACAAUUGAUAAGGAUUGAAUUGAGAGUGCCUGAGUAUGGUUGGACGACGCAGAAGGUUUUUCAUCUCAUGAACUUCGUUGUCAAUGGAGUACGUGCUGUUGUGUUUGGAUUUCAUAAUCAAGACUUCAACUUGCAUCCGAAGGUCUUGACUUUUGUUCUCUUGGAUCUACCUGGUCUACUAUUUUUCUCUACAUACACCCUACUGGUUUUGUUUUGGGCCGAGAUAUAUCAUCAGGCAAGAAGUUUACCAACAGAUAAGCUUAGGACGAUCUAUCUUUCAGUGAAUGGUGGAAUGUACUUUAUACAGGCUUGCAUUUGGAUUUAUUUGUGGAUAGAUGACAACAGAGUGGUGGAACUUAUUGGGAAGAUUUUUAUUGCAGUUAUUUCAAUAAUUGCUGCAUUGGGUUUCCUGGUGUAUGGUGGAAGAUUAUUUUUCAUGCUUAGACGAUUUCCUAUUGAAUCUAAGGGAAGAAGGAAGAAGCUUCAUGAGGUUGGAUCUGUUACAGCCAUAUGCUUCACUUGCUUUCUCAUCAGAUGUUUUGUGGUCCUUCUGUCUGCGUUCGACGAAAAGGACGCAUCCCUCGACGUCCUAGAUCAUCCAAUCUUGAACUUGAUCUAUUAUACGCUCGUUGAGAUUCUUCCUUCCGCUUUAGUUCUCUACAUCCUGCGAAAGCUGCCUCCCAAGCGGAUCUCAGCCCAAUACCAUCCCAUCAGAUAGCAAGUAGGUUCAUUUCUGUUUUCUAGGAUUUAAAUUCUUUUACUCUUAUGGAGAGUGGUUUCACAAGUUGUGCAAUAACGGGAAGCAGCAAAUCAAAGCCGUCUGGAAGAAGAAUAUCCAGAGCCAAGAUGUAUCAUUACCGGUAGGCUCAUGAUGCCGGCAUUAUUUUUUUUUUUCUUAUUUUGCAUUUUGUACAUCACGGUGGAGAUACCUGCAGUUUGUUGAUGGGGAGAUAUCUUCAAUUGAUUACUUCAUUGACUUGAGAUUGGUUUUUCCGGGAUGUCGCUAGAUGCAGCUACUUGGGUAAAAAUGUGGAAUUAGCUAAGUGCCUGUCAUUUUAGUGUUGUAGGCCUCAACAUUGUCAUCUCUCUCCUCAUCCAUUCCAUUCCUCUUUUUUGAACAAUUUUUCAUUGUUCGUAUGAGUUGAUUGAGUAGCUAUUGUAGAAACGGUGUAAUGUGUUCCUGCUUUUUGGACCGGUUCGGUAAGCAUGAGCCAUUGUAAGAUUUAUGAAUCAAUUUCUUUUUUGGCUUCA